AUGGACUCCUCGUUGCUUGAGGUCUGGCAAGCUGCUGCUAGCACGCCGUUCCAACCCGCUGUCGCCAAGGAUUCCCAAUUCUUCAUUGCGUUCCUUCUUCUCCUCAUUGGCGUUGCUAUCACUGGUUUCUUCGCUCUGAACCGUUCCCUCAUCAACAUCCCAGCGCUUGGCGUGCCUGCCUCAGCUGCAAUUGCAUUCGGCACGGUUUACAUGUUCUGCGCGGUCGGAGUCUACGUCUAA
Molecule: messenger RNA, 240 nt
Organism: Colletotrichum scovillei
Lineage: Eukaryota; Fungi; Ascomycota; Sordariomycetes; Glomerellales; Glomerellaceae
Product: DNA repair protein
Exons: 3
Coding region: 1-240 (79 amino acids)
Biological process (GO): protein N-linked glycosylation
Source: RefSeq, a predicted model, not a curated record